CGCCUAUAUCAGCGCGUGCGCGCGGCGGCCCGCGGCGGCGGACAAGAUGGCGGCGGUGCGGGCGAUGCGCGGGCUGGUGAACGGCGCCGGGCCCGGCGGCCCGCGGGAGCAGGCGGCGGCCCUGGCCCGCGACUACUUCUCCCAGCCGCGCCUCACGUAUAAAACUGUAUCAGGUGUCAAUGGUCCCCUGGUAAUCUUGGAUCAAGUUAAGUUUCCUAGGUAUGCAGAGAUUGUCCACUUGACUCUUCCUGAUGGUACAAGGAGAAGCGGGCAGGUUCUGGAAGUCAGUGGCUCCAAAGCUGUAGUUCAGGUAUUUGAGGGAACUUCAGGUAUCGAUGCUAAGAAAACAUCUUGUGAGUUUACUGGGGAUAUUCUUCGAACCCCUGUCUCUGAAGAUAUGCUUGGUCGAGUAUUUAAUGGAUCGGGAAAACCUAUAGACAGAGGCCCCAUUGUUUUAGCUGAAGAUUAUCUUGACAUAAUGGGUCAACCAAUCAAUCCUCAGUGUCGAAUCUAUCCAGAAGAAAUGAUUCAGACUGGCAUUUCUGCUAUAGAUGGUAUGAACAGUAUUGCCAGGGGGCAGAAAAUCCCCAUAUUCUCAGCUGCUGGUUUGCCCCAUAAUGAGAUUGCAGCUCAGAUAUGUCGCCAGGCUGGCUUGGUGAAGAAAUCCAAAGAUGUGAUGGACUACAGUGAAGAAAAUUUUGCUAUUGUGUUUGCUGCUAUGGGUGUGAACAUGGAAACUGCUCGGUUCUUCAAAUCAGACUUUGAGGAAAACGGGUCCAUGGACAACGUGUGCCUGUUCUUGAAUUUGGCUAACGAUCCAACCAUUGAACGCAUUAUCACACCUCGUCUAGCUCUAACAACAGCGGAGUUCUUGGCAUAUCAGUGUGAGAAGCAUGUACUGGUCAUUCUGACAGAUAUGAGCUCCUAUGCUGAAGCUCUGCGAGAGGUUUCAGCAGCUAGAGAGGAAGUGCCUGGCCGUCGUGGUUUCCCAGGUUACAUGUACACUGACUUGGCUACUAUAUAUGAGCGUGCUGGGCGUGUGGAAGGCAGAAAUGGUUCCAUUACUCAGAUUCCUAUUCUUACCAUGCCCAAUGAUGAUAUUACUCAUCCCAUCCCUGACUUGACUGGAUACAUCACUGAGGGACAAAUUUAUGUGGAUAGGCAGCUGCAUAACAGACAGAUAUACCCACCUAUUAAUGUCUUGCCCUCCUUGUCUCGACUGAUGAAGUCAGCUAUCGGAGAGGGCAUGACCAGGAAGGACCAUGCAGAUGUAUCCAACCAACUGUAUGCCUGCUAUGCUAUCGGAAAGGAUGUACAGGCUAUGAAGGCUGUAGUUGGUGAGGAAGCUCUUACCUCAGAUGAUCUUCUUUACCUGGAGUUUCUGCAGAAGUUUGAGAAGAACUUCAUUGCUCAGGGUCCUUAUGAAAAUCGUACUGUUUACGAGACCUUGGACAUUGGAUGGCAGCUUUUGCGAAUCUUCCCCAAGGAGAUGUUGAAGAGAAUUCCACAGACAACACUGGCUGAAUUCUAUCCUCGGGAUUCGACUGCAAAGCACUAGCUGCAGCUUCAUCACUAGCUCCUUGCUCUGUGAAAUGCUGUUUGUUUUCUUUCUUCAUGUGUUGGUGUUUACUUGUCGCCCUUGUAAUUAAAACCAAGAAUAGGUGACAUUUGUGCCAGUGUUCCUAUGUACACUGAUACCAGUUUUUAAAAUAUCCCUACUUCCAAAGCCUGGAUCUUCAGGAAAAUCUUUAGGCCAGCUCUUACAAAUGUGCAAUAGCUGUCAUGAAGCUUGUGUUUUGGAACUGGACCUUUUGUAGACAUUUUAAAAGAAUGUCUGAGAAUUAUCAGAAAGUGUAAAUCCUUACUUUCAAACCAGGAACAUGUGGUUUAGAAAACAUGAAGGAGCAAAUGACUUCCUUUGUCCAAAGAAUCUGCUCUAUCAUACUUAGUUGCCAUGCUGAUGGUAGAACAGAUGGCACUUUGCUGUGCUGCUGUUGUGCUUGAAGACCAAGCUAAUAUGUGGAAAGUGUGGUGCAAGUAACAUCUUUGAAAAAUGCAAGUCACUAAUUUUUAAAUAUGGCUUAAUAAUCUUAAAGAUAUGCGUGAAGUAGGGACACUAGUGAGCAUACUAGUGCUUUUCCACUAGCAGAGGGUCUUUUUGGAGGUCACAGGCAGUGGGUUGCUACCUGAGGGGAGCUUGUUAGGACUCAGUUACUGAUUUAAAGGUUUUAAAUUGAAGUUUGCAAACUAAGUUUCCUACUUACCCAUUUUAUUCCUUGAAUUCUAGAAAUGCCAGAGACACAAAACAGCGGCUAAAGCAUUCCAAGGUCAGUAGUGUCCCAAUGGGCAAACUGUAGAUAAUUCAAGGUGUCGUGCUGCUACUGAAGGGGAUUAUGUGUGAUGUGACAAACUAUUAAACCUGACACGCUUGUACUGGUGGGAGGUCAGCUUUUAAAAUGUCUUGUACUAAAUGAUGCAACAGAAGAAAACUUAAUAUGUGGAUGGAUAUUUUGAAUUCUGUUAUAAAGCAUGCUCUAGGUGACACUGGGUCCUGAAUCAUGUUUGAAACUGCUGUGGAUUGCACUCUAGACACAGAUUUGGCUAGCCAGGAGAGCUCAGCAUUCCCAAACACUUCCAACUUGGCUAGUCAAUUCUGUGUUGUAUUUUUAACUAGUUUUAAGUGAGGCUCAGAGCCCAGUGCUGGCAGGCUUUCUUGCUUUCUUUUUUUUCUUUUUCCCCCCAGGCUUAAUGUAGUCUAAGCUCUGGUUUAGCUAAACCAAAGCAUGUUGCACCUCUCUAAACAACUUUCUCAGUGCUUGUCUAGGAAGGUGCUAACAUAGCUUACACUAUAGUGUAAUAACUCCAGAAUUCCCUGAUGUUUCCCUAUGUGCAGUUCUUUCUAUAGUUUGUUCAGUGUUCUCUGUAACUUGGAUGCAAAGCAACUUUAUUCCAGUGCAUUCCACCCUAAAGCUGUGUCAAGUCUAUUUUUCUUGAGGUAGGGAUGGGAGGUUGGAAGUAUUGGCAUGAGAAUACUUUAAUGUAGAAAAUAUCUAAAUAAAUUAAAUAUGAAAGGUGUUGAAUGAAAUAGAA
Dromaius novaehollandiae (emu) is the source of this 3090-nucleotide messenger RNA. It is a transcript of the gene ATP6V1B2, whose product is annotated as ATPase H+ transporting V1 subunit B2. The transcript is spliced from 14 exons. Gene Ontology annotation, biological process: vacuolar acidification; ATP metabolic process; proton transmembrane transport. Bases 47 to 1558 code for a protein of 503 amino acids. The record is from RefSeq and is a predicted model, not a curated record. Gene Ontology annotation, cellular component: proton-transporting V-type ATPase, V1 domain. Gene Ontology annotation, molecular function: ATP binding; proton-transporting ATPase activity, rotational mechanism. NCBI's taxonomy places the organism in Eukaryota, Metazoa, Chordata, Aves, Casuariiformes, Dromaiidae.